AAGAAGCUACGAAAAAUAAAACGUGCUCAGCAACACGCUGCUUUUUGUGCGGAGUUUAACCCACAUUGCGACGCAGGAGGUUCAGAACUACUUAACUGGAACCGUCCAUCUUCAAGUGGUCUUUGUGCUUGUUGAAGCUUCGGAGCCUAGUUAUCUUGGUUUACCUUAGCUUAGCUUCCGAACAGGAAAAACGUGGUUCGUCGCUUGAACAUCAAGUGGGAGCCUCCUAAAGUGUGCAAAAUGCGAGCAAGAAGGACGCCAGCCGAAAAGUUAGAGGCGGAACUUUGUGGUGCGAAACAUCAGCGACAACAUCAACUAUCGAAUGCUUGCAAAAUGCAAGUAAAAGUUGUUCUUCGCAGGCUACCAGAUCUAUAUGUCAGCCAAGACCAUCGUCCUGAGCACCAAGAGUCUGCAUGCAUCAAAGAGGAGGAAGAGUCCAGACCCAUCCAAGCUUUCGGAAAAUGUCUUUGUGCUGAGCGGCAGGAGCCAGAAUCUCCUGGCGUUAAAGAGGAUGUUGAGCUCACCCAAAUCAAAGAGGAGGAGGAGCCAGAGCCCCAUCUACAGAAGCAACUUCCAAUCAAAAAGGAGGAAAAGGAGGAGCUGUCAUAUGUUAAAGACGAGGAAGGUAUCACCGGGGCAAUUGGUGAGCCCUUGAAGAGUGAAGAUAGUCUGAGUGAGGCCAGCAGAGGGGCAAAUCCUCCGAGUGGCGGCAGCAGCUUAACAGAAAGAUUGCAAGCAGACAUUUUCAUCGCUCGAUCAGAUAGAAAUGGCGCCAAGUCACACUCGCCGUACAAUAAUGAUGGUUAUAAGAAAUCUCGCCGUGACGACAAACUCUGCAAAUGCUCUAAGUGUGGGAAAACCUUUGCUAAUAAGUAUACUUGUCGUACGCAUAUGAGGAGCCACACUGGUGAAAAACCUUUUUCCUGCUCAGCUGGUGGUCAAGGUUUUACUGAAAAGCAAAAUUUACAAAUACACAUAAGAACCGAAACUGGAGAAAAACCUUUUUCCUGCUCAGAUUGUGGUCAAAGAUUCAAUCGCAAGUCCACCUUAAAAAUACACGAAAGAACCCACACCGGAGAAAAACCUUUUUUCUGCUCAGAUUGUGGUCAAAGAUUCAAUCGCAAGUCCACCUUAAAAAUACACGAAAGAACCCACACCGGAGAAAAACCUUUUUUCUGCUCAGAUUGUGGUCAAAGAUUCAAUCGCAAGUCCACCUUAAAAAUACACGAAAGAACCCACACCGGAGAAAAACCUUUUUCCUGUCCAGUUUGUGGCAAAAGAUUCACGCAAAACCAACACUUGAAAAAACACACAAGAACCCACACUGGCGAAAAACCUUUUUCGUGCUCAGUUUGUGGUCAAAGAUUCGCUCGAAAGCCAUACUUGGACAUACACACAAGAACACACACGGGAGAAAAACCUUUUUCCUGCACAGUUUGUGGUCAAAGAUUCGCUCAAAGGCAACACUUGAAAAUACACACAAGAACCCACACUAGCGAAAAACCUUUUUCCUGCUCAGUUUGUGGUCAAAGAUUCACGCGAAAGCCAAAUUUGGACAUACACACAAGAACACACACGGGAGAAAAACCUUUUUCCUGCUCAGUUUGUGGUCAAAGAUUCGCUCAAAAGACAUACUUGAAAAUACACACAAGAGCCCACACUGGCGAAAAACCCUUUUCCUGCUCAGUUUGUGGUCAAAAUUUCGCUCGGAAGGACUACUUAAAUCAACACACACGAACCCACACUAGAGACAAACCUUUUUCCUGCUCUUUUUGUGGUCAAAGAUUCACUCGCAAGUCCACCUUACACAUACACGAAAGAACCCACACCGGAGAAAAACCUUUUUUCUGCUCAGAUUGUGGUCAAAGAUUCAAUCGCAAGAGAGCCUUAAAAAGACACGAAAGAUCCCACACUGGUGACGAACCUUUUUCCUGCUCUUUCUGUGGUCAAAGAUUCAGUCAUAAGAACACCUUGCAAAUACACGAAAGAAUCCACGCCGGGGAAAAACUUUUUUCCUGCUCAGUUUGUGGUCAAGGAUUCACUCUGAAGGAUCAGUUGGAGAGACACAUGGCCAAUGAUAUUACAUUUUUGCAUCGUGGGAAAAUACUUUUUACUUUAAAAUCUUAAAGCGAGUACUUUUGUACUGAGAAUUUUUUUUUUCCACCUGUACACCAACUCAAAACUAUUUUAUUAUUUAGUCACAUUGGACUAUUAUGAACACAACCACCUACAGGGUCGGUUGUAGGCAGACCUGUAUGAGGGCAGUCAGAAAUGUGUAGGGGGCAUCAUAUGUUCAUAUCAUGCUCGCCACUUUCACACGUACUACCCGGUUUAUUACUGGGACAUUUCCCCAUGUGUGAAAGCAGUGACACGGCUAAAUCCCGCGUCACUUUAUACUAAGUCUUCAGUCUUAAGGUGUCAUCCAGAUUUUAUAAACUAACAACAUACACUCACCGACCACUUUAUUAGGUACACCAUGCUAGUAACGGGCUGGACCCCUUUUGCCUUCAGAACUGCCUCAAUUCUUCGUGGCAUAGAUUCAACAAGGUGCUGGAAGCAUUCCUCAGAGAGUUUGGUCCAUAUUGACAUGAUGGCAUCACACAGUUGGUGCAGAUUUGUCGGCUGCACAUCCAUCAUGCGAAUCUCCCGUUCCACCACAUCCCAAAGAUGCUCUAUUGGAUUGAGAUCUGGUGACGGUGGAGGCCAUUUGAGUACAGUGAACUCAUUGUCAUGUUCAAGAAACCAGUCUGAGAUAAUUCCAGCUUUAUGACAUGGCGCAUUAUCCUGCUGAAAGUAUCCAUCAGAAGUUGGGUACACUGUGGUCAUAAAGGGAUGGACAUGGUCAGCAACAAUAAUCAGGUAGGCUGUGGCAUUACAACGAUGCUCAAUUGGUACCAAGGAGUCCAAAGAGUGCCAAGAAAAUAUUCCCCACACCAUUCCUCCACCACCACCAGCCUGAACCGUUGAUACAAGGCAGGAUGGAUCCAUGCUUUCAUGUUGUUGAUGCCAAAUUCUGACCCUACCAUCCGAAUGCAGAAAUCUGCUUUUUUCCAAUCUUCUAUUGUCCAAUUUCGAUUAGCUUGUGCAAAUUGUAGCCUCAGUUUCCUGUUCUUAGCUGAAAGGAGUGGCACCCGGUGUGGUCUUCUGCUGUUGUAGCCCAUCUGCCUCAAAGUUCGACAUACUGCGCAUUUAGAGAUGCUCUUCUGCCUACCUUGGUUGUAACGGGUGGUUAUUUGAGUCACUGUUGCCGUUCUAUCAGCUCGAACCAGUCUGGCCAUUCUCCUCUGACCUCUGGCAUCAACAAGGCAUUUCCGCCCACAGAACUGCCGCUCACUGGAUAUUUUUUCUUUUUCGGACCAUUCUCUGUAAACCCUAGAGAUGGUUGUGCGUCAAAAUCCCAGUAGAUCAGCAGUUUCUGAAAUACUCAGACCAGCCCUUCUGGCACCAACAACCAUGCCACGUUCAAAGUCACUCAAAUCACCUUUCUUCCCCAUACUGAUGCUCUGUUUGAACUGCAGGAGAUUGUCUUAAACCAUGUCUACAUGCCUAAAUGCACUGAGUUGCCGCCAUGUGAUUGGCUGAGUAGAAAUUAAGUGUUAACGAGCAGUUGGAGUGGUGUACCUAAUAAAGUGGCCGGUGAGUGUAUAUAUUAACUGGAUGACCUAAUGCUCAAAUAAAUUGGAACCUGAGAACUGAAAGGUAGUCUUAUAAAUAAUAUUGAAAAAAAUACUUCGUAAACUAAUUAGAUAUACUAACUAAACAGAACUUUUUUUGGGGGCGGGGGGGCUUUUUUUUUGUUAGCAGAAAAAUUGUUCAAAAAUCUCCCUUCACUCCACUCAACAACAAGUCUCCUACUUCCCUUUGCAAAAACUCACAAAUUUAUCCAUGUCCAAGUUGUUAAGGACUUCUCAUGGGCCAAGAUUAUCAUAUGUCUUCAGUCUGUCACUUGAAGUGGACACUGACUUAUUUCUGUGCUUGUUGUGACUAGUGUUGUUAAUCUUACUUUGAAAAAGUAAUUAGUUACAAAUGACUUGUCCCAAAAAGUAAUUGAGUUAGUAACUGUUACCUAAACCUAAGAGUACCGUAAUCGCCCGAAGAUUGCCCUGAUUAUAUGACGACCCCCUCUUUUUCAAGACUAAAGUUUGAAAAUACACUUUUUGAACACCAAAUUCAUUUUUAUACAGAAAAUAAUUACAUCUGAAAGUUCAAACAAAUGAUUAUAACAAUAUAUUUGAGAGAAAAAGCAUGUUAUUUUGCUUCAUUCAAAUCUUAAUAUCUGAACAUUUGAAUAUGUAAACUAAAGUGCAAUCACAUUCGUAAAUUAAUGGCUUCUGGUUUAUGAAAUAUAAAUAAACCAACCUACUGUGAUAAAACAACAAAAUUGCAAUAACUGCAUUAACCAUAAGGGGUUCGCUUUGGCCUGUGGAGUCAAAUUCAGCAUUCGCUUCAAUGAUAUCUGGCGCCAUCUAGCGUCGUGAAUGGGUAUAAUGUCUGGACCCCAAAUAUAAGACGACUCCUGCUUUUUCAGUCUUAUUUCAAUGGUAAAAACACCGUUUUAUAUUCGGGCCAAUACGGUAAUUGGUUACUUGGCAAAGUAACUGACGUUACUUUUCAUGUUCUUCACAUUAUUAUUAUUAUUUUUUUUUUUAAUUUUAUCUUUAUCAGGCAGUCUCAUUGAGAUUAAUAUCUCUUUUACAAGAGAGGCCUUAGCACAAAGAAACAUUCACAAAUAUCAAACAAUUCGAAAUACACUAACGGAAACCGUUACAAUAAUCAGUAAAAACAUCAGACAAAAGAGAUUUUAAAUCACCAAGAUGAAUGAUUGGCUCUAGUUUAAGAGUAGUUUGCAAUUCGUUCCAUUUAAGAGGAGCAUUUAAAGCCAGUUCUGCCACCAUUAGUGCAAGUGAAUGGAAUGUUUAGGGUUAAGUAGUUGGAUGAUCAUGUUUUGUAGUUACUGGAUUAGAAUGACAGGAGAGAUGUGAGGUAGUUCGGAAGUUUGCACAGUAAAGCCUUAUAAAUGAAUAACAUGAUAUGGAUAUUUCUUCUUGACUGUAGUGAGGACCAAACAACGUUUUGAUAAAGGGUACAAUUAUGAGUAGAAAUUGUCAUUGGUGAUGAAACGUAGUGCACUGUGAUAGACCGGGUUUAACUUUUGAAGAGUUGAUGGAGCUGCAUGACAGUACAGGAUGUCCCCAUAAUCGAGAACAGAAACAAAAGAAGAUAAUACAAUGGUUUUUCGGUUAGAAGUUGACAGCCUUGGAUUCUAUACAGGAAGCUAAGUUUAAAUUUAAGUUUACGGAUUAGAUGAUAAAUAUGACUUUUGAAUGAUAAAUUACUGUAAAUCCAAAUUCCUAAAUAUUUGUAUGAAUCAGUGAGAAUACCAUUUAGGGAUUUGAUUCCGGGUAAGUCAUUGUCAGUUAUAGUGGAAGUGGAGAAAACCAUGUAUUUAAUUUUUUCAGCACUUAAAACUAAUCUGUGAUUAUGAAGAGAUAUUUGAAAGCUAUCAAAAGCAGUCUGUAAAUGAGUCAGAGCUAGUGAUGGGGAAGAACCGGGCACAUAUAGAAUACAAUCAUCAGCAAAAAAGUGGACAUUAAAAUAUUGAUUAGGAAGAAAAAAUUAUUAAUGUAUAACGUAAAAAGGAGUGGUCCAAGGACAGACCCCUGCGGCACGCCAUUUUUAAUAGUAAGUGGACUUGAUUGAACACCGUCAGAAGCAACAGUGUCGCGUUCUGCUGCUUGUCAGAAUUCGUUUUUCUUGCAGAGCCGGCUGUGGGGGCGUGCCGACGUCGCACCUGCAGCUAAUCCCUGCUCGUCAGCUACAGUAUAUAAACGCAGGCUAUCCGGGAGAAGAACGCCAUGAUAUUUCCCUAGCUGGUCGCCAUUAACACGUACUGCUUUCGAGUCGCUUUGUAUUUGCCUUCUAGUUCUUCGGACAUCUUAGUUUUUGAUCCCCUACCUUUUGCAGGUAUUGAGUGUAUUUUUGUUUGUCUUUUUGGCUCUCUGCCCUCCGCUCAGUUUUCGCGGUUUGAUCCCCGUUUGACCUAUUUGUCACGGACCCCUUUUGUUAUUCCCUUUUUACCGCGUUCGCGUGUUUUGUUUAUUUAUGAUCAAUAAAUCCCCGAAUGCUUCCCCUCUGUUGUCUGUUGUUGGGUUCAAUCUUGUUCUCCGCAUUCGCAGAUCCUGACAAACAGUUUGUAUUCUGUCUGUAAGGUAGGACUUAAACCAGUUGAGGACAUUAACGUCUAAACCUAUGGCCUGCAGUUUAUGAAGUAGAAUUUUAUGAUCAACGGUAUCGAAUGCUUUUGAAAGCUCAAUGAAAAGAGCAGCACAGAACUGUUUAUUAUCAAGAAAGGAGACAAUGUUAUUUAGGACAGAAACUGAAGCUGUAAUUGUACUGUGACCUGGGCGAAAACCAGACUGUUGCGGCUGAAGUAUGUUUGAAUGAAUGAAUGAUAAAAACGGAAGCUUGGAUAUUGGACGGUAAUUAUUGAGGUCAGAGAUAUCACCAUUUUUAUGUAGCGGGAUUACAGUAGCAGUUUUCCAAGGGGAUGGGAUGAUGCUGGAAAGAAGCGUUUGAUUAAAAAUGUGAGCUAAAUAUGGACUGAUAAAAUGAGCACUUAAUUGAAGUAGAUAUGGAUCUAGAUGGUCUGCACCAGCAUUUUUGGAAGCCUUCCCUUUCCUCAAGAUUUUAAAAACAUCAGAACUUUGAAAUAAGAAGAAAGAAAAUUUGGGUUGAGAGUUGAGUUGCGAAUUAAGGGCUCCGUCUAAAGGAACGUUAUGAUAAUUGCUUUGAGUUGACAUGGAGAGAGACCAGAGGAUGGGAAGUGAUUGUUGAAUAAUUCAACCAUAGAUAAUUUAUCAGAAGUAUGAGCAGCUGCUUGAGUGAUAUGUGGAGGGAGAUGUGGCUUAGGUGAAUUCUUUAGAGAUGAAAUUGUUUUCCAGAAUUUGGCAGUGUUGUCAGAAGCAGAUUUGAUUUGGCUUUCUUCAUCAUGCUGGUGCAGAUAUUCCUUUUUUGCCUAAAUAAUAACCAGUCUUCAGGGGUGCCACUGGAUCUAACCCUGGACCACGCCUUAUCUCUGCUGUAAAUGACAGUAGCAAGUUGUGGGGAAAACCAGGGAUUGAAUCUGUUUUUAAUUCUGUGUUGUUUAAAGGGAUCAUGUCUGUCAGCAAUAACAGGGGCGGACUGGUAAUCUGUGGAUUCUGGAGGAUCACAGAAUGGCCGGUGCCCUAGACGGCCGGCGGCCGCCAUUCAUUUUACAUCACUGUUUUUAUCCCCCCCUAGUCUCUAAUUAUCUACAGUUCGCACCCAAUCCGACAGGUGGCAGCAAUGCGCCUGGCUGUUCAUCGCCAGUCUGAUAGAAGAACGAAGAACGCACAAAGUAGCCUUCAUUGGUUCUUUGUAGAAGCAAACUAUGAUGAGCGUUAACGCACAAUAUGGAUGGUGGUGGCAAAAAAAAGAAAAGAGAAGGGUGGUGCGAAGAAGGUUAGGCAAGGCAAGGCAAGGCAAAUUUAUUUAUAUAGCACAAUUCAACACAAGGCAAUUCAAAGUGCUUUACAUCACAUGAAGACCAUAAAAAUCACAUUUAAAUCAACACAACGUAAAAACCAAGACAAAUGAUCACAUCUAAUCACAGAAUAAAAAUAAAUAAAUAAAAAUAAAACAAAAAUAAAAAUAAAGCAAAAACUACUACUACUAAUAAUCAUUGAAAUCAGCAAUGGAGAUAAGCAAAAUAGGAAUAGAAGGCAGGUAGGUUGAAAUAUAUAGACAGUUAUGGAUAUGCAGUGCCAAACAAAAGCGUUUUUAGCCCUGAUUUAAAGGAGCUAACAGUUUGAGCAUACUUCAGACGUUCGGGUAACUUGUUCCAGAGGUGAGGAGCAUAAUAACUAAAUGCUGCCUCACCCCUCUUGGUUCUUGUUCUUGGAACAUGCAGAAGACCCGUUCCAGACGACCUUAGGGGUCUAGAGGUCUCAUAGGAAUCUAACAAGUCAAGCAUGUAUUUUGGUCCAAGGCCAUUAAGUGUUUUGUAGACGAGCAGUAGUAUUUUAUAGUCUAUCCUUUGACUCACUGGAAGCCAGUGUAGCGAUUUCAAAACCGGUGUAAUGUGGUCCAGCUUCCUUGUAUUUGUGAGGACUCUGGCUGCAGCAUUCUGUACUAGCUGCAGCUUCCUGACUGAUUUUUUAUCAAGACCUGUAAAUAUACCGUUGCAGUAGUCCAAUCUGCUGAAAAUGAAUGCAUGCAUAAGUUUUUCCAUGUCUUGUUGAGUCAGAAGCCCCUUAAUUCUGGUUAUAUUUUUUAGGUGGUAAUAAGCGGAUUUAGUGACGGACUUUAGAUGGCUAUCAAAUUUUAGGUCUGAGUCAAUAAUUACGCCAAGGUUUCUGACUUGAUUUAUAGCUGUUAGUGACAUUGUGCUAAGUUGGCUGCUUAUCUUUGACCUUUCCUUUUUUGGCCCAAAAAUGAUCACCUCUGUCUUCUCUACAUUUAACUGGAGAAAAUUCUGGCACAUCCAUUCAUUGAUUUGACGAAUGCAUUUACUCAGGGAGACUAAGGGACUAUAAUCAUGUGGGGACACAGAAAUGUACAGUUGUGUGUCAUCUGCAUAGGCGUGAUAGGAGAUAUCAUACUGUUCCAUUAUCUGAGCUAACGGAAGCAUAUAGAUGUUAAAUAAGAGUGGUCCAAGAAUUGACCCUUGAGGGACUCCACACGUGAAUUUGGUUCGUUCUGACUGAUAGUUUCCAAUUGACACAAAGAAAUCUCUAUCAUGUAAAUAGGAUGUGAACCACUGAAGAAUAGUGUCAGUAAGCCCUACCCACUGUUCCAAUCUGCUGAGUAGUAUGUUGUGAUCAACCGUGUCAAAUGCGGCGCUGAGAUCCAAUAGUAGCAGAACAGAUGAUUUGCCUGCAUCGGUAUUCCGACGAAUAUCAUUUAGGACUUUGAUAAGCACGGUCUCGGUGCUGUGUUGUGGCCGAAAUCCAGACUGAAAUGAGUUAAAAAGAUUGUUUUGCAUCAUAAAAGUCUGGAUCUGUUCAAACACAGCCCUUUCGAUAAUUUUCCCCAGGAAUGUCAGAUUUGAUAUUGGCCUGUAAUUACUAAUGGUUGAGGCAUCCAGAUUAGGUUUUUUUAGGAGAGGUUUUAUUACUGCAGUUUUUAAAGUCUGAGGAAACUCUCCUGUUUGGAGGGAAGUAUUUAUAAUCUGAAGUAUGUCUGGGGCUAUGCAAUGAAAAACAGUUUUGAAAAAGUUUGAAGGAAGGAUGUCAAGGCAGCAUGUUGUGGGCUUUAAUUUCGACACAAUUUCUGUUAAAGUGGCAUAGUCCAGGAGGCUAAACUGUCUAAGAUUGACGUGGGGGACAUUUUGGGAGGUGUUUAGUGUAACAUUUGUUAAUCCGGAGUUGCACACAGCCUGUCUAAUCUUUAGUACUUUGUGUGUAAAGAAUGCUGCGAAAUUAUUACAGGACACCUCAGAUGCCAAUUCCUGAGGUAUUGAUGCUUGUGGGUUUGUCAGUUUGUCAACAACAGAAAAUAGUGUGCGAGUAUUGUUGGUGUUUCUACUAAUGAUCUCUGAAAAAUAUGAUUGUCUAGCAUUUUUCAGUUCCUGGUUGUAUUUGCGAAGACUCUCUUUGUAGAUAUCAUAAAAAACUAGGAGUUUGUUUUUUCGCCAUCUGCGUUCUGCUCGUCUACAAACUUGUUUUUGUUUUAUAGCUUGUGUGGCAUUUCUCCAGGGUGACCUCUUCUUUCUUGACAAAGUUUUUGUCUUAAUCGGGGCAAUAGUGUCCAUUACAGUCAUCACACUGGAACUGAAACUAUUUACAAGUUCUUCCACUGGAGCUAUUGUAGAGGUUAAUGAUGAGGCAUAGGCCUGUGUGAAUAACGCACAUGUGUUAUCACUUAUGUAACGCUUCCUAAUCACCUCUGUUUCCCUUUUCAGAGGAUGGACAGGGGUGGUCAUUUUAAACAUAAUGCAGUAGUGAUCAGACAGAGCAACAUCAUUCACUGUGACCUCAGAGAUGUUAAGACCUUUGGAUAUUAUUAAGUCCAGUAUGUGCCCUCUGUUAUGUGUUGGAACUGUGACAUGCUGAGAUAAACCAAAUGUAUCCAAAAUAUUUAAAAGCUCUCUAGCACAUCCUUCUUCAGGAUUAUCAACAUGAAUGUUAAAGUCACCCACUAAAACAACACAAUCAAAGUCCAUGCAGACGGAAGACAGUAUUUUGGUAAGCUCAUCAAAAAACAUUGUGUUAUACUUCGGUGGUCUGUAAAUUGUUACCAAGGCAGCUCUGCAAGGGCUUUUUAGCUGAAUGACAAUAUAUUCAAAGGAAUCAAACUGACCACAUGAAAUAUUCGUGCAUUGAAAACUGUCCCUGAUCAGACUGGCAACCCCACCUCCUUUCUUAUGGGUUCUUGGAGCACUAAAGAAAUUGAAGUUUGUGGGGGUUGCCUCAAUCAGAACUGUCGAACUCUUAUCUUGAUCUAACCAAGUUUCUGUUAGGAACAACAUGUCAAGGUUAUGUUUGCUGAUAAAAUCAUUAAUUAAGAAAGAUUUGCCAGCUAAAGAUCUAAUAUUUAGCAGAGCCAAUUGGAGAUGCCAGACUGGAUUCACUGGUGAGUUUUGGGAAUGACUUACUAUGCUUAACAGGUUGGCAGAGUUGAUUGAACGUUUUUUAUUUCUCACCAGUCUAGCCCUUUUUUUGUUGUUUAUCACCACUGGGAUUGUUGAGCAUACAUACUGUACUCCAUAAGGCCCCGGCAUUUGCUGGGACAGAACAGUCUUUGUAAUGUUGUCACAGCCUGGACCCGGUGCACAUCAUAUUGGUGUCGCAAACAUGGCUUCCUCCAUAGAAGGAUAAUACCGUGUAAUUCCAGAGUUGUAGUGCUUUGGCUUUGCCCCGAGAGAAUUCCAGUGGAGGCUGGUUGGUUUGUUGCCAUCUUCCCCUGGCACCUGUCGGGUGUGACAGGUACAGGGUGGAAGCGAAGACAUGAACUUGAGGAGAUCAAGAGACUGGUUAACCUUGCCAUCUAGAUCCAUGGAGUCCCGAUCAGGUUGACUCAUUAUUUCAUCCAAACUAAGUCGUCGGCGGGGGGGCUUCCGGGACUGUGGGGAUUUAGGCCUUGAUGAGGCCUUAGCCUGACUGAGUCGGCGGAGUGGUGGCGUCUUGGAGUGUGAGGAUUUGGUGCUGGAUGGGGCUAUAUCCUGGAGUCGGUGGCGUGGUGGCGUCUUGGAGUGUGAGGAUUUGGGGCUGGAUGGGGCCUUAUCCUGGAGUCGGCAGCGUGGUGGCGUCUUGGAGUGCGAGGAUUUGGGGCUGGAUGGGGCCUCGACAGCAGAGGAUUGCACGGUCGGGUCGUUCUCCUCCUGUUGAGCUGAUGGAGCCACUUCUUGAGUCUCGUCUGAAGGGGGUCGAUCACCUGCUACCAGGGUCUCCUCCCGUUGAGGCAGUGGAGCCUCAGCAGAGGAGGGUUGGUCACAGCCUGGCAGGGCUGGCUUAGUCACUUCCCCUUCAGCGACUAUCGGCUCCAUUUUUGGAGGAGACAUUGAUUCUGCAUGCACACUGUCUGAUUCAGCACUCAUCCCAGCCACCAUGUUUAUCCGAUGUUUUGGGACAGCUUGCCUCCUUUCCUCGAGAUAAGCAGACUGUCUGUGCCUCAAGAGAUAAAACAUGCUGCUGCUUAGUAAACGCACUCCUGACUUAUUUAGGUGAAGGCCAUCGUUCUUAAAGAGAUGCCUGCGCCCUGAAAAUAUGUUGAAAUUGUCAAUGAAGUACAUCGAUUGUCCAGCGCAUGUUGCUUUGAGCCAUUUGUUGAGCAUCACUCUGCUGAAACUUUCAUCCCCCAGCCUGGGCGCGGGUAUAGGUCCACUGAAAAACACCUCAGUAUUUAAAGUUCCGACUUUGUUUAUCAGUUCAGUGAAGUCUUGCUUUAAAAGCUCUGAUUUUUGCUUCGCAAUAUCGAGGGCUCCUGUGUGUAUUAUCAGAGUAGUGGCUGUUGGAUGCUGAGCAGCAAUGCUCAGGAUUUUUUCAGAGAUAACAGACACCGUAGCUUUGUUAAAACAACAUACUCUGGUAUUGUUGCUACAAAAGUGUUUCAUCCCAUUCACAGCAAAGUCGCCCACUAUCAGAGUGCGGGGCCCAUUGGGUCGCUUUCUCUGUAGCCUGCUAGCACAUGCAUUAGCAUCAUACCUCUCUUUCGAGCUGGGUGUUCCAACUUUCCCUGGGUCAGGAGUCUCGGAGAGUGGCGUAAAUCUAUUUUCCAGUUGAAUUCCAGCAGCUUGAGGCACUUUGCUUUGAGCCUUUGUUGUUGCCUUGAUCUGUGAUAAUUUUCUUUCUGGUGCCGGAGUAGAUGACGCGGUCUUCUGCAGAGGUGGCCAUUCCUUUUCAUCGUAAAUCUGCCAGUGCUGGGUUCUGCCAGGGUCCCGUUGAGUCUCGAUGGUGUUUGUUUGCAUUCUGUGGGUCCGCUCCCACUCGCUGUUUUGGGAGAUCGGCAGAGUGGUUUCAUUCCCGAGCUGUCCAUUUACCUCCAUAUUCACUUCAAGCCGGUAGAUUUUUGUUUCCAGUACUGCUAUCUUCUGGAGCAGUUUGUGGUAAUCAUCCAUUGACAGGGGAGGCAUGUUGCUGCUACUUAGCUUUCGUUAGCCGAAUUCCUCAGCUCUGAUAAGGCAGACUUGUGUUCCAGUAACGACAAAAAAGCACUUUAAAAGGCUCAAAAAUGCUCAAAAAGCCUUUGUUUGAAUAAAAACAAGAUUAAAAGAAAAUUCCAAGACUUACUGAGUAAUUUAGAGGUGAUUAAAAAUGAUUAAAAAGAUGAUUGAAGCAGGAGCAAAGCAGAGAGACGUCUGCACAGUAGCGAAGCAGCAGAGAAAAAGGGAGAAAAAAAAAUAAAGAAACUGGAGAGCGAAGCAUUAAAAUGUCAUAAGUUGACAAAUAUUUUCGCAAGCAGCAGUCUGGCUGCAACGGCCACGUCGGGUAACAACUGCCCAACCCUCGUCGAUGGUGAGAGUGGCAGCUGCGGACGCUCUGACGUGCAGCCGGUGCAGGGAGAGAGAAAAGAAGAGAGAGGGUGUAAUGAUAAUCUGGUGGAAGUUCCCCAGACAAGCGCAGGGCAAGUAAAAAGGGAUGAAGAGGGUCACUUGCUCGGUAUACUGGCAAUUGUUAUCCACUAGGUACCUACAUUUUAAAUGAAAUAAAUGACAAUCAAAGGGUUAGUUCCCGCUAGUCCGUUUGCAAUCGUGUCAAGUUACAGUAUGCUAGUCCUACUAUCACUCGCCUAAGGAAAAAUAUUUUAGCUGUAAAACAACGUAUACACACGCAGCAGCAAUAUUCAGAAGAAAUAUAACAAAAUAUUAAUACAAUGAAUGGUUUUACUUUAAAGUUUAGUUAAAUUGAUUUUUUUUUUUUUUAUCAUGUAUAUACCAUUUUGUUUUCUGGUUAAUACUUUCCAAUGAAGGUUAUAUAUCCAGGAUUUGUCUUGAAAUGUUUAUUGUAUUUUCAUUUAAAUGUAUUAUUUGUAUGGCAAGAUUAAUUAUGGCAGGGGUCUCCAAACCGGUCCUCAAGGGCCGCUGUGGGGCCUGGUUUUUGUUUCAACCGUCCAGUACCGACAGUUUAACCAAUAAAGUUUCUGCUAAAACAAGCAGCACCUGACUGCAAUCAACUGAUUACACUCGUAAGACACCAGAUUGGUGCAUAGGUGUUGUCUUGUUUUGUUGGAAUGAAAUCCUGCGCCCGCUGCGGCCCUAUGUGGAAUAGUUUGAAGCCCACUGAAUUAUGGCAUAAACAAUGAAAUCAUUUUAUAGACAGAUAUAUAGAGACAUAUAUUAAAAUCAAUUGGAUACAUAGAAUUGCUUUGAAAAAUAAAUUCUUUCAUUGGUUUUUUCAGGUUGAUCAUAGAGCUAGUACAGAAAAUGAACCCAACUCCAGUUGAGCCUUGCAGUACUUUGAGCGCCCCAAGUCAGACAGUCAUAGUCUAGACCAGUGCUUCUCAAUUAUUUUCUGUCACGCCCCCCCAAGGAAGACGUAAAUGUUUCGCGCCCCCCCAAACUCUCUGCCGCCACUGUAAAUAGUAUCAUUUGUCUAUAAAAUUACUAUUAUAACUACGCAUCUGCCUAACAUCGUGUCCUUUUUUUCUAAUAAAGAAAAAAAGUAACAUAGAUCAACUUAUAAUAAAGUAUAACUUUAUUAACAUUGUUUUGUUUGUAACAGAGAAGACUUGACGUGCAUCAAUUUGCCUGAAUUAAAAAAAAAAAAAAAAUCACAUCCAAACUAAAAAAUACACUCAAGGUACAUUUUUGACCAUUUGAUACAGAAAAAUAAAAUGUAAUAAAAUCAGUAAAUAAUACCAAAUUGAAAUUGAUUAGAAACAUUCACUCAUGAGGACAAUGUGCCAAAACAUUUGACCGAAAAAACAAAUCUGAAUAAAAAGGGGAAAAAAGUGUCCUUGGACAGGACAGUUUUUAUUUUUGCUGCUCACAGUAUUUACCUCCUUUGCAAUGGUGUGGAGUUAUUUUGCAAUUAGCAUGCUAACAAUGCUCACUGGCUUACUGAUAUAACACUGACAAAGCAGGACGAUUGUUGGCAAUAUUCGGCACGUUUUCACUGAAAAAAUCAAGCGGCUUAACAAUGAGAUUGGGGUCUAAUGUCUUUAAGUGGCGUCUUAAUUGAUUUGGCUUCUUGCUGUCUGCUAUUAUUAUUUUUAGACACAGUAAACAGUGGUCUUUCAUCAUCACGCACUGUAUUAAAAGUCAAAGCUAAAAGGCAAACGGCACGAAAAAAGCGCAUUCACGGCGGCCGAGGUAGAACCGUAGGUGAGGGCAGUCGUCGUGACGAUCCCAAGCCGAAAAUGGCACUUCUCGAGCAGCGACGUGAGAACCGGACAAGACAGUGGGUCGCUGCGUGAGUGAGUCCGGUCGGAAAACGGCUUUCGAAAACAGCGGUGGCACACUGCUCUUCAUAUCUGUUGUCUGUGAGUGCUGAGUGCUCUUCCUUAGUUCAAAAAUACUGCGCGCACUCUGAAAAUGAGAGCGCCACUGCCACCUACUGAGUGGAUGUGCAAGCACACUUUAUUCCAGUACGGCAAAAAAAAAAAAAAAAAAACAUGUUUCCCGAGGUCACAUGCGCCCCCCCUGGCAUUGCUCUGCGCCCCCCCAGGGGGGCGCGCCCCACUAUUUGAGAAGUACUGGUCUAGACACAUUUUCUUCAUUUUCUCUCAUCAAAGUGCACGAAAUUGAUGCAUUUUACAAUAAAAUGUAAAAAAAAAAAAAAAAAAAAAGUCUUCCGUGGGGGGCAAGCCCCCGGACCCCUUAGGGGGUCUGUGUUUCCCUUCGUAUAGCGAUUCUUGUGGGCUGGGCCGAGUCAAAGUCCAGGGCUGCUUUUUAGUCCCAGUCCGCCCCUGAGCAAUAAUGUUAAAAGAAUGUGAAAAAUGUUCCAGUGCCACAGUAGGGUCCGUAACGGAGAAUAAAUUAUUCAUAUUUGAGGCAGACACAUCCGUAAUAAAGUUCUGGAGACUAAAAUGUUUGUAGUUUCGUGUGGAAAUUAACUGAGAAUGGGAUUUGGGCAUUUUAGUGUUUCGGAUGCAGGCAAUGGGACAAUGGUCACUGAUGUCAAGUGGAAGAACUCCAGAUGGAGGGUAAUUAUGAGGUCUGUAAAAAUGAUAUCAAUUUAAGUGGAAUGGAGAGGGGUUUUUUUUAAUUUGGUCUGGUGGGUUUAACUAUUAGUUGAGCUAAUGGCACAAUUCUUUAAUAUAUUAGAGGUGUCAGAGAGCCAAUCCAGAUUUAGAUCACCCAUGAUUAUUAAUUCUGAGUUGAUGUAUUUUGAGAGAAUCUUACCAAUAUCAUCGAGAGUGUCAAC
Molecule: messenger RNA, 15824 nt
Organism: Corythoichthys intestinalis (scribbled pipefish)
Lineage: Eukaryota; Metazoa; Chordata; Actinopteri; Syngnathiformes; Syngnathidae
Product: gastrula zinc finger protein XlCGF26.1-like
Exons: 3
Coding region: 241-2127 (628 amino acids)
Biological process (GO): regulation of transcription by RNA polymerase II
Cellular component (GO): nucleoplasm
Molecular function (GO): DNA-binding transcription repressor activity, RNA polymerase II-specific; RNA polymerase II cis-regulatory region sequence-specific DNA binding
Source: RefSeq, a predicted model, not a curated record